Messenger RNA from Lynx canadensis (Canada lynx), 513 nucleotides. RefSeq names its product histone H2A type 1-B. Lineage: Eukaryota; Metazoa; Chordata; Mammalia; Carnivora; Felidae. Gene Ontology annotation, cellular component: nucleosome. The record is from RefSeq and is a predicted model, not a curated record. Gene Ontology annotation, molecular function: structural constituent of chromatin; DNA binding; protein heterodimerization activity. Bases 35 to 427 code for a protein of 130 amino acids. The transcript has a single exon.
CUUUUUUUUCUGGCUUUGUAGUCACAGCCUCAUCAUGUCUGGACGCGGAAAACAGGGUGGCAAGGCUCGCGCCAAGGCCAAGACGCGCUCGUCGCGGGCCGGGCUGCAGUUCCCGGUGGGUCGCGUCCACCGCCUGCUCCGCAAGGGCAACUACUCGGAGCGGGUGGGGGCCGGCGCGCCGGUGUACCUGGCGGCCGUGCUGGAGUACCUGACGGCCGAGAUCCUGGAGCUGGCGGGCAACGCGGCCCGCGACAACAAGAAGACGCGCAUCAUCCCGCGCCACCUGCAGCUGGCCAUCCGCAACGACGAGGAGCUCAACAAGCUGCUGGGCCGCGUCACCAUCGCGCAGGGCGGCGUCCUGCCCAACAUCCAGGCCGUGCUGCUGCCCAAGAAGACCGAGAGCCACCACAAGGCCAAGGGCAAGUGAAUCUCUCUAAAUCCCAGUGUGCACUAAAGCUAAAAGCUUUUAUAACCCAAAGGCUCUUUUCAGAGCCGUCCACGUUUUCACAUGAA